AUGUCAGAUUCUGACCAAUCCAUAAAAGUUCUAGGUGAAUUGCUCGAAAAGUUGUCAGUUGCCACUGCUGAAAACAGAGAGGCUACUGCAACUGAAAUUGCAUCCUUCUUGAACGGUAACAUCAUCGAGCAUGAUGUUCCAGAAGAGUUCUUCAAGAACUUGAAGAAGGCUGUUGGUGAUAAAAAAACUGCCGCAGCAGCUUUAGAGGCUAUUGCUCACAUCGCAAAUGAGUCUAACUUGUCUCCAUCAGUUGAACCAUACAUUGUUGACAUGGUUCCUGAUAUCUGCGGUAAGUGUGGUGAUAAGGAUAAAGACAUCCAAGCUAUUGCAUCUAAGACUUUGUUGGCUAUAACAAAGGCUAUUGAUGCUGUGGCUGUAAAGGUUAUUUUGCCUCACAUGACAAAUGCUCUAAACAGCACUAGUAAGUGGCAAGAAAAGGUUUCUAUUUUGGCUGCUAUCUCUUCUUUGGUCGAGUCCUGCAAAACUCAAGUUGCCUUAAGAAUGCCUGAGUUGAUCCCAGCGCUAUCCGAGGCUAUGUGGGAUACUAAGAAGGAAGUCAAGCAGGCGGCUACUGCCACCAUGACUAAGUCCACUGAAACUGUUGAAAACAAGGAUAUCGAGCGUUUCAUUCCAAAGUUGAUCGAAUGUAUCGCUGAUCCUAAGGAAGUUCCAGAAACCGUGCACUUGUUGGGUGCUACUACUUUCGUUACUGAAGUUACUCCAGCUACCUUAUCUAUUAUGGUUCCAUUGUUGAACAGAGGUUUGGCUGAGAGAGAAACAUCUAUCAAGCGUAAGGCUGCCGUUAUUAUUGACAACAUGUGUAAGUUGGUCGAAGACCCACAAGUUGUUGCUCCUUUCUUGGAGAAGUUGUUGCCUGGUUUGAAGAACAACUUUGCUACUAUUGCUGACCCAGAAGCCCGUGAAGUUACUUUGAGGGGUUUGAAGACCUUGAGACGUGUCGGUAACGUUAGCGAAGACGAUGUCUUGCCAGAGGUUUCUCACGCCGGUGAUGUUGCUACCACCAGAGCCGUGUUCGAUGAGUUGACCAAGGACAAGACCAUCGAGCCAAGAUUUGCUCCAGUUGUUGAAUACAUUGCUGGUAUUGCUGGUGAAUUGAUCGAUGAAAGAAUCAUUGACCAACAAGCUUGGUUCACUCAUGUUACCCCUUACAUGACUGUCUUCAUGCACGAGAGAGAAGCUAAGGACAUCAUCGACGAGUUCAGAAAGAGAGCCGUUGACAACAUUCCAGUUGGUCCAAACUUUGACGACGAGGAAGACGAAGGUGAGGACUUGUGUAACUGUGAGUUCUCUUUGGCCUACGGUGCUAAGAUCUUGUUGAACAAGACCCAAUUGAGAUUGAAGAGAAGCAGAAUAUAUGGUUUGUGUGGUCCUAACGGUGCUGGUAAGUCUACCUUGAUGAGAGCUAUUGCUAACGGUCAAGUCGAUGGUUUCCCAACCCAAGAAGAAUGUAGAACUGUCUACGUCGAGCACGAUAUUGACGGUACUCAAGCUGAUACCUCUGUUCUUGACUUCGUUUAUCAAGGUGACGUUGGUACUAAGGAGGUCAUUACUGAGAAGUUGAGAGAAUUCGGUUUCUCCGACGAAAUGAUUGCUAUGCCAAUUAUGUCCUUGUCUGGUGGUUGGAAGAUGAAGUUGGCUUUGGCCAGAGCUGUGUUGAAGAACGCAGACAUCUUGUUGUUGGAUGAACCAACCAACCAUUUGGACACUGUUAACGUUGCUUGGUUAGUCAACUACUUGAAGACCUGUGGUAUUACUUCUAUCGUUGUUUCUCACGACUCUGGUUUCUUGGACAACGUCUGUCAAUACAUUAUCCACUACGAAGGUUUGAAGUUGAGAAAGUACAAGGGUAACUUGUCCGAAUUCGUCAAAAAGUGCCCAAGUGCUAAGUCUUACUACGAAUUGGGUGCAUCUGAAUUGGAAUUCAGAUUCCCAGAGCCAGGUUACUUGGAAGGUGUUAAGACCAAGCAAAAGGCUAUCGUCAAGGUCUCUAACAUGAGUUUCCAGUACCCAGGUACUUCUAAGCCACAAAUCUCCGGAAUUAACUUCCAGUGUUCUUUGUCCUCCAGAAUUGCAGUUAUUGGUCCAAACGGUGCUGGUAAGUCUACUUUGAUCAACGUCUUGACCGGUGAACUAUUGCCAACUGAAGGUGAAGUCUACACCCACGAGAACUGUAGAAUUGCUUACAUUAAACAACACGCUUUUGCACAUAUUGAAAGCCAUUUGGACAAAACUCCAUCCGAAUAUAUCCAAUGGAGAUUCCAAACUGGUGAAGAUAGAGAAACUAUGGACAGAGCUAACAGACAGAUCAACGAGGAUGACACUCAAUCUAUGAACAAGAUCUUCAAGAUUGAUGGUACUCCAAGAAGAAUCGCUGGUAUUCACUCCAGAAGAAAGUUCAAGAACACUUACGAGUACGAAUGUUCUUUCAUGUUGGGUGAAAACCUUGGUAUGAAGUCCGAGAGAUGGGUCCCAAUGAUGUCUGUUGACAACGCUUGGUUGCCAAGAGGUGAAUUGAUCGAAUCCCACGCUAAGAUGGUUGCUGAAGUCGACAUGAAGGAAGCUUUGGCUUCCGGUCAAUUCAGACCUUUGACCAGAAAGGAAAUCGAAGAGCACUGUAGUAUGUUGGGUUUGGAUGCUGAAUUGGUCUCCCACUCCAGAAUUAGAGGUUUGUCCGGUGGUCAAAAGGUCAAGUUGGUCUUGGCUGCUUGUACCUGGCAAAGACCUCACUUGAUUGUCUUGGAUGAACCUACCAACUAUUUGGACAGAGACUCUUUGGGUGCUUUGUCCAAGGCUUUGAAGGCUUUCGAAGGUGGUGUCAUCAUCAUUACCCACUCUGCUGAGUUCACUAAGAACUUGACCGAAGAAGUCUGGGCCGUCAAGGACGGUUUGAUGACUCCAUCCGGUCACAACUGGGUCAGCGGUCAAGGUUCUGGUCCAAGAAUCGAGAAGAAGGAAGAUGAAGAAGACAAGUUCGAUGCUAUGGGUAACAAGAUUUCUGGUGGUAAGAAGAAGAAGAAGCUAUCAUCUGCUGAAUUGAGAAAGAAGAAGAAGGAGAGAAUGAAGAAGAAGAAGGAGUUGGGUGACGCAUAUGUUUCGUCUGACGACGAGUUGUAA
Molecule: messenger RNA, 3135 nt
Organism: Eremothecium sinecaudum
Lineage: Eukaryota; Fungi; Ascomycota; Saccharomycetes; Saccharomycetales; Saccharomycetaceae
Product: HCL112Cp
Exons: 1
Coding region: 1-3135 (1044 amino acids)
Molecular function (GO): translation elongation factor activity; ATP hydrolysis activity; ATP binding
Source: RefSeq, a predicted model, not a curated record